GAGUUUGGAGGACUAGUAGGAUGCUGAGUAUCUUUCCUCCUCGCAACUGUUCUCCACCCUGCUCUCCAUGACCUGAGAGCGCCACCACAGCGGGAGGAACGAAACACCAGAGAGAGAGAGGAAGAGGAGGGCAGAAGGCCAGGGAAGGAAAGAAGGAACACACUAUUUUUGUUGUUGUUGUUUGUUUUCCUUUUCCGAAAUGGCGGCGACGGAGGCCAACGCGGCGCCGGUGGUCCAGGAAGAUGGGAAAACCCCAGAGAGCAAGCCGACAGAGGCGGAGCAACCGGCUAACAACGCAAACUCAGAGACUGUCAACAGCGAAGUUGUCGAUAAAGAUGGCCCCGCUGUCAACAGCGAGGUUGUCGAUAACAUAGAGACUGUGAAUAACGAUACAGCGACGGCGGCGGCGGCGGCGGCAGGAGCUGAGGAGGGAGAAGCAGCAGCGAGCGGGGAGGAGGCACCUCCUCAGAGCUCGGAAAACGCUUCCUCCGCUGAGCACAAGACCUCGUUCCUGGACUCCUUCCUCAACAAGAGCGGGCUGGGGAAGGUGAUGGGAGGAAGGAAGAAGAAGGAGCAUAGCACGGCCACCGGAGGAGAGGAGGCCGCAGGUGAAGGAGGGGAAAAAGAGGGAGAGAAGGGAGGCGAGGAGGCCGCAGCAGCCGAGGGAGGAGCAGAGGGAGGUGCAGAAGGAGAAGCAGCGAUAGAGAAAGCUCCAGAAAAUGGGGAGAAGGAGGAGGAGAAGAAGGAGAAGGGCAAACCGGCUGAGGCUAAAUCCACAGUUCGAGAUCUGAUCAGGAAGCCAGUGGCGAGGAUCUUCUCCCAUCGCAGCACCGAGAAGAAAGACGGCACCGCCACAGAACCCCAGAAACCAGUAAAGGUUCGGUCCAAGUCCCUGGACCGGCUGGAAGAUCCCGAAGCACUUAACACCACCGCAGACUCCACCGUAGAGGAGGGAGGAGCGGCAGGAGGCGCAGAGGGAGGCGCAGAGGAAGAACAAAAAGCCUCGUCCUCCUCGGCAGCCACCAAGCACAUGAAGCGCUGGCACUCCUUCAAGAAGCUCAUGGCUCAGAAGGCGCACAAGAAGAGCGUAGGCGGAGAGGAUGGCAAGGAGGAGGGAGCAGACGGAGAAGGAGGCGGCGGAGACUCCUCCACGCUGGACUCCAAGGAGUCGGGGCAGAAGAGGUGGAAGCUGAAACGCUCCUGGACCUUCCAGGGCCUGAAGAGGGACACAUCCAUGGUCGGCAUCAGCGGCAAGGCCAAGGGCUCCGACAAAGACUCUGCAGACAACGCCAAGCCAGAGGAGGCGGCGGCGGAAGGAGUCGAGGGAGAAGAGGAGGCGAAGGCAGAGGGUGGAGCAGAGGAGGCGAAGACGGAGGGCGGGGAGGAGAAGGCUGAGGCAGGGGAGGAGGAGAAGGCGGCGACGGCGGGAGGCGGGACUGUGACGCAACACGCCAACGAGAUCUGGACCUCCUUCAAGAAGCGCGUCAUCCCCAAGUCCAAACGCGCCAACACAGAGUGCGCUGCCAGCGGGGAGGAGGAUGCAACUGCAGCCGCCACCUCAGGUGAGGAGGGAGCCGCAGAGGAGGGCAAGUCCGCCAAGGCCAAGCGCUCGCACUUCGGCCGCGCCGUGUCCCUGAAGAACUUCAUCAUGCGGAAGGGCAAGUCCACCAGCGUGGACCUCAGCGAGGGUGCCAAGGAGGAGGACGUCACGGAGGGAGCAGAGGCGGUGGAAGAAGGAGGCGCCGACGGUGAAGCUGCCACAGCGGUCGAGGAGACCAACGAUAAAGACGCUGCGGCUGAGAAGACUGAGGCGGUGGAGAGCGGAGGGGAGGUGGCGAAGGAGGCGGAGAAGGAGGCGGAGAAGACGCCGGCCGACGCUCCAGUGACCAACGGGGAGAACGGCUGCUCCAAUGGCACGGCGGAGGAGCACGCCACACACAAUCACCAGGAGGAGGAGAAGACGACGGGGGACAGCCCCGUGAAGAAGACCAAGGAGGCGGGAGCGAAAGAGGAGGCCAACGCCAAGAUCAUCAACGCCACGGCAGCUGUGAACAGCGACAAAAAGGCGGGAAACGUGUGAGGCCACACAAAGAGGAUUAGAACUGCCCGGGAUUCGCUGAGCAAGGAGCUCUGAGCCCUCCCUAACUCCUCCUUCCUCCUCCCUAUCCUCCCUUCCUCCUCCUCUCUCCCUUCAUCCCUCCUCCUUUCCUCCUCCCCCCCCUCGAGAGUAAUUAA
Molecule: messenger RNA, 2235 nt
Organism: Morone saxatilis (striped sea-bass)
Lineage: Eukaryota; Metazoa; Chordata; Actinopteri; Moronidae
Product: high mobility group nucleosome-binding domain-containing protein 5
Source: RefSeq, a predicted model, not a curated record